This is a messenger RNA of Megachile rotundata (alfalfa leafcutting bee), 1375 nucleotides long. It is a transcript of the gene Teh2, whose product is annotated as tipE homolog 2 phospholipid transfer protein. Gene Ontology annotation, cellular component: plasma membrane. Gene Ontology annotation, molecular function: sodium channel regulator activity. The record is from RefSeq and is a predicted model, not a curated record. Gene Ontology annotation, biological process: regulation of sodium ion transport. NCBI's taxonomy places the organism in Eukaryota, Metazoa, Arthropoda, Insecta, Hymenoptera, Megachilidae.
GAUUCGCCGUGACAGUAGAUAAGAAACCAUCUUAUUACAUAUAGCCUGCGCGUAUCGAGACUAAGCAAACGUUGUAACCACCACAUUCUACACACCGUACACUUUGAGGAUCGAAGGACGUGCCUUGCUGGUAUAUGAUCGAUCAGAGACAAUCGCUGCACCGAUAAUCGCCAUACAACACACAAGCUCUUUGACGAUUUGUCGCUUCGUUUCACCUGAAUCUUUUCAAAGUAAACCUUGAACCUGCUAUAAAGUUUAGAAGCUCGGCCUACGGUGAUACAGGAGUUUUAAGUUCGAAAAGUUAAUCAUUCGAAGAUUUCGGAUCAGAGAAACAAAGUCACACGAACACCACACGUUUUUCAACCGGUUACAAGAGUCUCGUUGCCCCUGGAGGCAGAGAAAUUUUUAUAAUUUGGUAAUUGGGUCCCAGCGACCCAAACAACGAAGCAAUCAUUGAUUCCGACGAGUCGACGGUCAUCAUGGGUGCCCAGGAAGAGGACACCAAGUCCAGCACCAUGGGCGGGGUGCUACCGGUGGUGGAAGUUGCGUCUUUAGUGGAAAAGGCCAAGUUCUACACGUCUCUUUGUCUGGGCACCACGGCCAUUCUCGCCGUAUUUGCUUUUCUUUUCUUAAUACCCUUCGUCGUGGAACCUGCCAUUUCCACCAUUUUGGCCGAUUUCUCUCCUCACGCCGUAGCCUGCGUUGUCACCGAUCACGUUUACGCCGAGGGACUGAAAAACUGCUCGUGGGCAAGCUGUAGGGAAGGUUGUACCAGCGCCGCACUUCGUUGCCAUCAGAUCAGAGUCAACUAUACAAGAUUGACUUUCGAAGAAUUCGUGGCGAAACCAUUAGGUUCCAUCCCAUGGGACGUUCCAGACACGAAAUUCUUCGUGAACACGGAAGGCUGCGGUUAUCCACCUAGGGUGAAUUGUUCUGAUUUUGCGAAGAAAUUCGGAUACUCGAACAUGGGGAAGAUAUUUCCGUGUUAUUACAGCAGAACACACCCCGAGACUGUCGUCGCAAGGUACUCUUGGGACGAAAAUUUGAGGCACCUCGUUCUAGCCUUGGUAGUGCCUAUCGUUCUUUUCGCGGUAUCCCUUGGUGUGUUGUGUUAUUGGUACUGCCCACCGAUGGGCAAAACUUGCGGAGGACCAGGCCGUAAUCUGAUUGACAAGUACGCCAGGAAGGAAGACAUCCUGGGAGAAGACGAAGAGGAAUACUGACUGCUGCCAAGGGCUCACCCCCCAGCGCGGGAGUGACGCCGAAGAAAUUACUGAAAAUCCUCAGCGUACUUUGCGUUCUAAAAACUCCAAACGAUCCUUCGAAAGCAAUAGCAACGUGGUAGAACAAGAUUCCAGCAACGAAGACAAGUUCA